Microplitis mediator is the source of this 2223-nucleotide messenger RNA. It is a transcript of the gene GluRS-m, whose product is annotated as probable glutamate--tRNA ligase, mitochondrial. The transcript has 6 exons. The record is from RefSeq and is a predicted model, not a curated record. Gene Ontology annotation, molecular function: tRNA binding; ATP binding; zinc ion binding. Gene Ontology annotation, biological process: glutamyl-tRNA aminoacylation. NCBI's taxonomy places the organism in Eukaryota, Metazoa, Arthropoda, Insecta, Hymenoptera, Braconidae. Bases 323 to 1834 code for a protein of 503 amino acids.
AUGAUUAAAUAUAUUCUACAUAUCAGCUGUUGGACAUUUUGCAUCGUAAAAAAAUAAAACAAUUAUAUUUAUAAAAUUACAAAGAAAUUAAAUUUUUUUUUAUUAAAUAAAUUUAAAAAUUGAUUUAUAGAUUUGUUUUUAUUUUAUUGUUAGUACCGUAAUUGUAACUUAGGGUCUAAAGAGAUUUUUUAUUGGUGGCAAGUUAUAUUAUACAUAUAUACAAGCGCCGCUGAUAAAUAAAUAUAAUAAAUAAGAUAAAAAUCUAUCAACGGCGAGAACGCACGUGGUGUAAACAUAUGUACAAAUUAUUGUUAUGUAGAAUAUGUUUAAAAGAGUAACUGUUGAAUUAAUCCAAAAACGAUGGUACAAAAAACCAUUGGUACGAGUAAGGUUUGCUCCAAGUCCUACAGGUGAUCUUCACUUGGGUGGUUUAAGAACGGCUUUAUAUAAUUAUUUAUUUUCUCGUAAACACAAUGGUAAUUUUUUAUUACGCAUUGAAGAUACCGAUCAGACAAGACUACAAUCUGGAGCCAUGGAGAAUUUACGAAAUAAUUUAAUAUGGGCAGGAAUAAUUCCUGAUGAAGAUCCAGUGAGAGGUGGACCUACUGGUCCUUAUGUUCAAUCUAAACGUCUUGAUAUUUAUAAAGAGUAUGUAAAAAAAUUAUUAGACAAUGGUUCGGCUUAUCGUUGUUUUUGUACUGAACAAAGAUUGAAUUUAUUGAGAAAGGAAGCACUUAAAGCUCGUUUAAUACCAAAAUACGACAAUCGUUGUCGUUAUCUUGAUAAAUCUGACGUUGAUGAAAAAUUAAAAAAUGGAUUAGAUCACUGCAUUAGAUUUAAAUUAUCAUCAGAAUCUCAAGGCUUCAAAGAUCUUAUUUAUGGAGAUAUAACACCUACUGCACAGCAGGAAGGUGAUUUUAUUAUUAUUAAAGCUGAUGGUUAUCCUACUUAUCACUUUGCAAAUGUCGUGGAUGAUUAUCUUAUGGAAAUUUCUCAUGUUUUACGUGGAGUAGAGUGGUUGGUAUCUACACCAAAACACAUUGAAAUAUAUCAGGCUUUUGGUUGGACACCUCCUCAUUUUGCUCAUCUUCCUCUUAUUCUUAAUACCGAUGGCUCAAAAUUAUCAAAAAGACAAGGAGAUAUAAAAGUUGAUUUUUUUCGAGAUCAAGGAAUAUUUCCUUUAGCUUUAAUUAAUUAUAUAACUCAUGCUGGUGGUGGAUUUCAUAGAGAUUCAUCUAUUUCGUGCUAUAGUUAUCAACAAUUAAUAAAACAGUUUGAUAUCAAUAAAAUAAAUACUAAUUCAUCAAAAUUAAAUAAUAAUACUUUGAUGGAAUUGAAUAGAUUAGAAAUAUGUAAUUUACUUAACGAUGAAAACAAUACAAAGUUAUUAGUAGACAAAGUAAGAAAAUUAGUCGUUGAAAAAUUUUCAGACAGAAUAAAUACCGGUGAUUUGCAAUUAGAUCAAGAUCAUAUUAUUACAAUAUUAAAUUGGGCACGAAAUAGAAUAAAUACAUUAAAAGAUUUAGUUAAUAAAGAUUUAUCAUUUAUAUGGGUUCUUCCUCCACAAGUUGUCACUUUGGAAAAUUCUAAAUUAUUAAAAGAUCUCAGUACAGAGCUUAUGAAGAUAGACAAUAAUGAUUUUCAUAGAAAUAAUUUGAAAAUUUAUUUAAAAAAUUUUUCCACCAGCAAUAACUUAGAGUUUCCAAAAUUAAUGAAAAUAUUGAGAAGUAGUCUAAGUGGACUUGAGCUAGGUCCAAGUGUAGCGGAAAUGAUGGAAAUUUUGGGCAAAGAUAAAACCCUUUAUCGUUUAAAUAAGCAUGCGAGUGAUAUAUAAUAAAUACACUAAUCAUUUAUAUACUAUAUAUACUUUUUCUUUUUUUUUUUUUUAAAUAAUAAUUUUAAGUAAUUGAAUUAAAUUAAAUAUACGUAUACGUUGUUGUUGUUGAAAGUUUUAAGAAGUUGAAUAAAUAAUAACAUUUUCGAGAGCUAACUUAUUACAUAUAAUUAACAAUAUUUUAGCACAAAGUUUAGUUGUGUAAUGUGUGCAUGUAUCGAUACGACAAUAAACAUUACACAGAAUAAUUUUGUUAUACAUUAGAUUAGUUAUCACAGAAUUUAAAAAGUAUUGAUAAGUUUCAGUCUAGUGUGUGUUUUAUAGAAUCAGAGGCUAAAAGUUGUAAAAAUAUUUUAGAUUUUUUUUCUUUUUUUGGUUGAGAUUUAAGU